Molecule: messenger RNA, 1101 nt
Organism: Xenopus laevis (African clawed frog)
Lineage: Eukaryota; Metazoa; Chordata; Amphibia; Anura; Pipidae
Gene: gpr119.L
Product: glucose-dependent insulinotropic receptor
Exons: 1
Coding region: 1-1101 (366 amino acids)
Source: RefSeq, a predicted model, not a curated record
AUGUCCAGCGUCUUCUACGCUGUCCUCCAUGUCAUUCUGGGCAUUCUGAUUCCUGUGGCCAACAUUGUGGUCAUAGUGAUCUUAUCAAAGAUGAUCAAAAAGAAGUGCUGCAAGAGCUACGUGUUCAUCCUGAACCUGGCCGCCGCCGACCUGCUGGUGGGUCUCAUGUGCAUCCUGGAGGCGCUGGAUGAUCUGCUGGAUGGGGACUUUGAUAGCAACCUAUUCUUCUGCCUCUUGCGCUUGUGCUUCACCAUCACCCCAUGCAUUGGCUCCAUGCUCACCCUGCUCUUGAUUUCACUCGAUCGCUACUUGGCAGUCAAGUUACCACUGUACUACGCCAAUAUCAUGAGCAACAAAUCUAUUUGCGCACUUAUUACCCUGAUUUGGGUAGUUUCUUUCUUCGUCGGCUACAUGCCCCUGAUGUCGCCUUCCUUGCAACAAAACGAUUACAAGGGCAUUUGUGGACUCUUCUAUGCUGCCAAAAACGAAUACCUGUACAUCCUGUGCUUCAUUGUGUUCCUGCCUGCUCUCCUCACCAUGAUCUGCCUGCACACUGCCGUAGGGAGAAUUGCCUACCUGCAUCACAUUCGCAUCCAGAGGACCCAGGUGGUAGGUGGGCUUCCAACCAACCCAGCAGCCCACUCAAACCACUUUAAAGCAGCCAGGACUGUUCUCAUAGUCAUCAUCUGCUUCAUCAUGUCGUGGGGCCCCUACUACAUCACAGGGAUCAUCCAAGCCACUUGUCAAAGCUGCAAACUGGUGGAUCUCAUGAAAGACAUUCUGUUUGCCUUAGGGGAAUUCAACUCUCUCCUCAAUCCCAUCAUUUACACCUUCUACUGCACUGAGAUCAGAAGCUACUUGUACAAAUACCUUGUGUGCAAAAGAAGGAAGGUGAAGCCCCAAACUUUAGCCAUUGUCCAUUUCACUAAUAUCAGGCAGGACUUGGAUGAUGAAGCGAUUGCUUCCCAGGGCUGUGAAGAUCCAGGUCCUGGAGUAGCUAUCUUCUUGGGUGCCAGUGAUUAUCGGAUGGAAGCAUCAGGCAGUUUUGUAGACAGUAAUGGCUCUUCUUUGCACGAUCGGCCAUUGUACAAGAUACUGUAA